Paramecium tetraurelia is the source of this 162-nucleotide messenger RNA. RefSeq lists its product as uncharacterized. NCBI's taxonomy places the organism in Eukaryota, Ciliophora, Oligohymenophorea, Peniculida, Parameciidae. The transcript has a single exon. The record is from RefSeq and is a predicted model, not a curated record.
AUGGAAGAGCUAAGAAAAUCGAUUAUCAAAUAAGAAGAAGAGAAGAUGAAUAAUAAAUUAACAUUAUUGGAAUAAUCAGUUGGAUUUCCAUUAAAUGAAUAUAUGAACCAAGACUUCGUUAACAAAAUCCCAGAAGAUAGUUUUUUAUGGUACAUUUUCUGA